This is a messenger RNA of Annulohypoxylon truncatum, 1804 nucleotides long. RefSeq names its product MFS general substrate transporter. Gene Ontology annotation, molecular function: transmembrane transporter activity. The transcript has 4 exons. NCBI's taxonomy places the organism in Eukaryota, Fungi, Ascomycota, Sordariomycetes, Xylariales, Hypoxylaceae. The record is from RefSeq and is a predicted model, not a curated record. The coding region runs from base 117 to 1646 and encodes 509 amino acids. Gene Ontology annotation, biological process: transmembrane transport.
ACCACACGUCAACCUUAAUCGUCGGACAUAAGAAAGCAAAAUCGGAUUUCCCCAGUCGCGUAGCUGCCACAGCUAUCUUGAUCAGAGAAAUCUGAGCGACGGACUGGAUAGUGAUUAUGGCUGUGAAUAAAGGGGAUGAAGACCAAACCGAGAAGCCGGCCGUUGGCCCAGAAACAGAAGACCUUUCUACGACGGGUCAAGGAAACGUCGAUACAUCGGUGAUAACUCCUGAAGAUCCGAAAGAGACCAGCUGGCUGGCCAAGAUAACGACGGUGUUGAGUUGGAUGCCGCAACGCUGUCGUUAUGAUCCGGAGAACCCGCCUAGUUUCACCUUGUCGAUGAACAUUCUACUCGCCUUUAGUGGGACAUUUACUGUUGCGAAUCUUUACUAUGCUCAACCUAUCCUGAAUGUCUUGGCCGAGGAGUUCCAUGUCAGCUACGAACGGGCAUCCGACAUUGCAACUCUGUCUCAGGCUGGAUAUGCUGUUGGCCUACUUUUCCUAUGCCCCCUAGCAGACAUGGUACCUCGGCGACCUUUCAUCUUAUUCCUCAUAUGGGCCACGGCGACCGCUUGGAUUGGAUUGUGUCUCACGAAAAGUUUCGAAGUCUUCAUCAGUUUGUCAUUCCUUUGUGGAGUUGGAACGGUAACACCGCAACUCAUGCUGCCGCUCGUCGGCGACUUAGCACCGGCUCACCGCCGCGCUAGUUCGCUCUCUGUCGUUGUAUCGGGGUUAGCACUUGGCCUGCUGAUUGCCAGGGUGCUAUCAGGCAUAGUGGCCAAUUACACAUCUUGGAGAAACAUCUACUGGUUAGCAUUUGGAGCCCAGUACUUGACGCUAAUUCUGCUCUUCUUCUUUCUCCCGGAUUAUCCCACGAAGAAUAAGGGCCUCAACUAUUUCAAAGUUCUCUGGGGAAUGGCGGUUAUGGUCGUUACAGAACCUCUGCUUACCCAGGCUUGUAUCAUCGGGUUUCUUCUAAGCGCCACGUUCACUUCUUUCUGGACUACUCUGACGUUCCUCCUCGCGUCGCCGCCGUAUGAUUAUUCCUCACUCGAAAUCGGAUGUUUCGCCUUCAUUGGGAUUGUGGUCGUCGCUCUUGCACCAGUCUGGUCACGCCUUAUCACUGACCGAUUUGUCUUCCUCUUCUCAGUUGUGCUCGGUCUCGCAUUCGAAUUCGUGGGUAUCGUGAUAUCUACAUUCAUCGGAAGCUUCUCGGUAGCGGGGCCUAUAAUCCAUGCCAUCAUGAUGGAUUCUGGGACUAAUUUUUCGCAUACCGCUAACCGGAGUAACGUUUAUAACCUGGAUCCGAAAGCUAGGAAUAGAAUAAAUACGGUCUAUAUGGUUUUCGCCUUCGGGGGUCAAAUAAUGGGUACUGCUGUAGGAAAUCGACUCUAUGCGCAAGGAGGCUGGGUUUGGAGCGGAAUUUCUAAUAUCGCCUUCAUCGGCGUGGCCAUCAUUGUGGGCAUAAUUAGGGGGCCAAGAGAGACUGGCUGGAUAGGUUGGUCUAAAGGUUGGAAUAUAAGGAAAGAUGACUCCCCAAAGACAGAAACGAGGCCUCCAGCAAACAAUGAUAUUGAAAGAGCCCUUUCUUCAUCGAAUAGUCCAAGAGAGGAGAGCCAUCCGGAGGGGCCUCCGUCAUCAAAAUAGUCCAGGUCCUUUCUAUGAGUUAUAUAAGCAUGUUACGUGAUUAACACUCUAAGUAGUGUAAAAAGAUACGAGCUAACUUUAGAAUUUCUUACAACUUAUUUAUCUAGACACUUAUGAUAGCUCGACCUAAUAAUGAAUCAAGAUUGUCUAAUUUCUUA